AUGACACUCCUGACCUAUAUAGUCCUCGGAACCCUAUCAGGGCUGAUUCUCCUCCACCUUCUCCGACGUCGUCCGAUUGAUCAUUUCGAAGGACACGACAAACCAAUUCACGAUAAAACCGCAGAGGCAGAAAUGGCCAUGAUGAGUAAAGAUCGGAAAUCUGAUCACUCGAGACUGUUCUUCUACAAAAAACGGACGAACCACGUGGCAACAUCGCAGAAACUUCAGUCGACAUUUGAACGAGAUUUUGAUCCGACGAGCAAUCGAUUAACUGACGAAGAGUAUGCACUGAAGGCAAGUGUGGUUCUGGAAACUGCUAAGCUUGGAGGAGCUACUCUCGAUGACGAUGAAGGACUUUAA
This is a messenger RNA of Caenorhabditis briggsae, 360 nucleotides long. Lineage: Eukaryota; Metazoa; Nematoda; Chromadorea; Rhabditida; Rhabditidae. The record is from RefSeq and is a predicted model, not a curated record. The coding region runs from base 1 to 360 and encodes 119 amino acids. The transcript has a single exon.